Molecule: messenger RNA, 1299 nt
Organism: Chaetomium fimeti
Lineage: Eukaryota; Fungi; Ascomycota; Sordariomycetes; Sordariales; Chaetomiaceae
Product: nucleotide-diphospho-sugar transferase
Exons: 3
Coding region: 1-1299 (432 amino acids)
Biological process (GO): protein N-linked glycosylation
Cellular component (GO): mannan polymerase complex
Molecular function (GO): alpha-1,6-mannosyltransferase activity
Source: RefSeq, a predicted model, not a curated record
AUGAUUGCCAAGCUCGGCUCGCCGCUAGGUACUCCGUCCCUGGCGGCCACGACGGCCCAAUUCAGGAACCGGCUGCCCACACAGUUCCGACGGGCCCUCCCCAUCUACAUCGCUGCCACGAGCGGACGGGUGCCCCUCGGUCGUGGGGCCGUGUCGGGGUCAAGUGUGGCCAAGGUGCGGAGCGAGUUUCCGAGGAAGAUCUGGCAGACUUGGAAGGUGAACCCGCUCAAAUUCGAGGAUCGCGACCUCAACACCGCGCGGUCAUGGGUUGCGAAGAACCCCGACUACCGAUACGAGGUCUUGACCGACGACAAUGACCUGCGUUACGUCGAAUACCACUUCGGCCCCGACGGCUUCAACCGGCCUGAUAUCGUCAACUUCUACCGCGACGUAAAGGCCGCCAUCGUCAAGGCUGACCUUUUGCGAUACAUGAUCAUGUACGCCGAGGGCGGCGUGUAUGCCGACAUUGACGUGGAAGCGCUCAAGCCGCUGUCCAAGUUCAUCCCGGAAAGAUAUGCCGAAAAGGACAUCGAUAUGGUGAUCGGCGUCGAGAUCGACGAGCCAGACUGGAAAGACCACCCGAUUCUCGGUCCCAAGUCCCGCUCCUUCUGCCAGUGGACCUUCGUGUGCAAGCCGCAGCUGCCUGUGAUGAUGAGGCUGAUCGAGAAGAUCAUGUCAUGGCUCAACGGCGUCGCAAAGGAGCAAGGCGUUUCGCUCUCGGAAGUCGAUCUGGAUUUCGACCAGAUCAUCAGCGGCACCGGGCCGUCGGCCUUUACCGAGGCUAUCUUGAUCGAGAUGGAUCUGCAAAAGGAGGACCCCAGGACGAAGAUCGACUGGGAUUUGUUCCACGAUCUCGAUGAGUCGAAGGUCGUAAGCAGGGUGCUCAUCCUCACAGUCGAGGCAUUUGCCGCUGGCCAGGGCCACUCGCACUCCGGAAACCACGAGGCCAGGGCGGCUCUCGUCAAGCACCACUACCACGCGUCCAACUGGCCCAGCAGGCACCCCCGCUACAGCCACCCUGCGUAUGGCGAGGUGGAGAGGUGCAACUGGGAGCCCGAGUGCAAGAAAAAGGCCGAAGAAGAAAAGAAGAAGAAGCAGAAGGAGGCGUCGGAGAAAAAGAAGAAGGAGGAAGAAGAGGCGUCACGGAAAAAGAAGGAGGAAGAGGAGGCGGCAGCGCGCAAAAAAAAGGAAACCGAGGAAGCGGCCAAGGAGAAGGAAAAGGAGAAGGAGGUGUCUGACAAAGGCGAAGAGGCAGCGGAGCCGAAACAGCAGGAGAAGAAGUCCGGGUGGUUCUCAUGA